AUGACAAUCCUGCAAGGUGUGCGAUUGGAGGAAAAUAAGAGAGAUAGAUGGAUGUGGAAGUUAGAAGGAGAAGGACUUUAUUCGGUUAACUCUGCCUAUGUUUUUUUGCAGGAACAAUAUUUAGAAGACCCGGAUCCUGGAUUUACUUGGAUCUGGGAGGCACCAGCCCCAUCCAAUAUUAAAGCAUUUGCGUGGCGAAUGUUGCUGGGGAGGAUUCAGACUCGUGAUAAUCUACACAAGCGACAAAUUCUGCACAUAGCUGAGGAAGCGGUGUGCCCACUUUGCGGCGUGGUAGAAGAAUCAUGUGCUCAUCUACUCUUUUCAUGUCCGGAAACACUGUCAAUCUGGUAUGCAUGCUCCGAUUGGUUGGGUGUACUUACUGCCCAGGUCCCAGAGCCUAAGGCACACUUGCUGCAAUUUCCAUCAGUUGGGAGAAGUAAAGCUCAAAAACUAGGAGAGAUCGCAAUUUGGCUAGCAACUAUAUGGACCAUCUGGUGUCAACGUAACAAAGUGGUUUUCAAUGGAGGAUCGCUGGUCAGAGAACAAGUGGUGGAACAUAUUAAGCUUAUGUUGCUGGAUGUAUUGUAUGAAUUAUGGAAGCUUAUGAUUGGUUCUAGAAGGGACCAUGAAACAGCUUGCAUAUGUGGUACUCAAGGUUGCUUUCGUUUACUGGAGCUGGCUGUGGUACAUGUUGGUAGGAUGAUAGGUUUAAGCGGGUUUAUUCAAGGAGAAGGACCCGGGAGUAUUUAG
This is a messenger RNA of Lotus japonicus, 750 nucleotides long. RefSeq lists its product as uncharacterized. Lineage: Eukaryota; Viridiplantae; Streptophyta; Magnoliopsida; Fabales; Fabaceae. The record is from RefSeq and is a predicted model, not a curated record. The coding region runs from base 1 to 750 and encodes 249 amino acids. The transcript is spliced from 3 exons.